This is a messenger RNA of Fusarium sp. VM40, 1239 nucleotides long. The record is from the annotation of a GenBank genome assembly. NCBI's taxonomy places the organism in Eukaryota, Fungi, Ascomycota, Sordariomycetes, Hypocreales, Nectriaceae.
AUGCUUUUAUCUUGUCUCCGCACCAGCCUUUGUACCAUCGCCCUGCUGAGUGGUCACGUUGCGGCUCGGCCAGCUGUAGCCACGACUGGACUCAACAGUGAUGAUUCAUUGCCUUUGAGAGGGCCGUCUAUCGUCCAAGUUGGGAGCGCAUACAGGAACGUGUUCCCAGCUCAAGACUUUAAUCGAAAUGUGACAACAACAUGGUGGCAGACCGACGUACUGGACGGGGACGCAAGCCAACAUGCUACGAGCCUGGAAAAGGACCUUAAAGAUGCUUCGUUCAUUGUGCUCAACAAAGAUAUGUACAAGUUGCUUGGCGUCAAAGACCAUACAGUUAAAAAAGAAGUCGAAACCAUCUUCGAAUUCCCGCCUGGCCCAUCUUGGGCAAAGCGCAUAGUGCACGACGGCACUGUUCACUCCCCAGAAUGCAAUUGCAUCUUCAUGGCAGAGUUACAUCCUCCCAAGACUGGCUUUUCUGCCGAUGCCAUGCCAUGGAUAUGGCGCGUGAACCUACACAACACUCCCCCAACAACCGAGAAGGUGUACCCCUCGCCUCAAUUGACCGUACCCAACGGGGCUUAUUAUCACAAAGGCGCUAUUUACUGGGCACAAGAGGGCAACUAUACUGUCCUGGCGACAGAGGUCGUUCUCAACAACUUUUACGGGCACCGGUUCAACAGUCCAAAUGACGUGGUCAUCACUCGAGACGCCGUAGUAUACUUCACUGACGGGUACUACGGCUAUGACAACUUCAACGACACUCUCAAGCCAGAGUUAGCCAACGGCUUGUGGCGAUGGGACAUGAAGUCAAACGAUCUGAGGAUGGUGUCCGGUGCUGGCGGGGGACCCUUCACGAAUCCUAACGGAGUAGCACUCAACUCGGCGCAGGACAGGCUGUAUGUCACCAACCGCGGCAACUCGUCGGAUAACCCAGCAGGCGGACGAACAAUAUACGAGUUCCAGUUGUCUCACUCAAGCGGAAUACCGGUCAAGAGAGGCGAUGUCUUUGCAUAUGUUGACGCCGGGUUUCCGGAUGGUAUCAAACUAGAUGGUGACGGUAGAGUGUACGGGGGAAUCGCUGGGGGAGUGACUGUUUUCGACUCUACUGGGAAGCACCUGGGUAUUAUCAAAGUUGCGGAGGGCGACGUUGCGGUUAACAUGCAAUGGAAGGAUGAUUGGCUGUAUAUCGCUGGCCGAGACAAGAUCUAUAGGGUACAGCUUAGCGCCCACGGAGUUUAA